AUGGUGCCAGACGAAGUAAUUGAGAUUGAAUCCUCCAUUAAUGAUAGACUAGUGCAAAUAACCAGAGAAGAUGGCGUAAUUGAAAUUGUGUCAGAUAUGGAUGAAAUGGUUGAUCCAUCAAACAGGGUUAGGUAUCCAUCAUCACCAUCCAUUAGAUGUAAUCAAAUUGUUGAACUGAAUAGUGAGGUUACACAUGAUUGUAUGUCAAUUGAGCUUGAUGCAAACUUCCAGCAGGACACAUCUCUUAAUGAUAGCGAAUUAGAAGUACUAAGGGGUAGACAUUCUACGAAGCGGAUAAAUAUGGAUAAUGAGGACAAUAAAAUAGAUUCAUUGGGAAGUUUUCCAUCUGAGCCGAAUAUUCAGGAUACUUUGCAGAAAACUGUAGAGGUUGACACAGCUAAAAAGGCUCCUGUCAAACAGAAAGAUAAUGAUGUCCUAAGGGAUAUACUAAGUGAUAUAGAAGAUAGGCUUUCAAGUCAUGAUACGAUAGAUAGCAGCAGUUUACGAAGUCCAGAGCAAUUGCCUGCACUUACUGCUAGAUGGACACAAGUGUCAAAUCGUAGUGUUACUGCUAUAGAUACAGGGAAUUCCGGUACAGCAUGCACAGGGAAUAAUACUAUACGGCGUAAGUUGGCUAAUAAGAAUAGUGCUGUAUCGAUUCUACCAGUACAAUCUCCACCGAAGCGAAAUCUAGUUUCUACUAUUAUACCGACUAGCACUGACGUUAAUAGGGAACGAAUAAGUAUCAGACCAGCCCCUAGACAAAGGGAGAUAGCCAAAGAUACAAUAGAACAUCGAAAAGGUGGGAAACUGCCAAUGUUGCGUCCUAAUCGGCGCAAUUGGCAUGAAAUGAUGGUCAGCUCUAACCUACCGAGCUCCGCAGAUGAUAAUCAUAGUAAAAGACACAAACCAGUGGAAAUUGGAUCAAAAAGAAGGGGUUCUAUAACGGAUAAUACGACUGAGGAAUCUGUGAGAGCCAUUCCCGACGAAGAUAAUAUAUAUGGCUUUGAAAAGAUUGACACCGAUUCUUCAUUUGACGUCAAUGUUUUAACGUCACCACCGCAUCCUAAGCAAAAACCGCCUAAACUGCCAGAAGCGCCUCCUGCAGGAAAAGAGUAUAUCGUACAUGGCAAAUAUUAUAGUAAUGAAGAAUCAAAAAGUAUGGUAACCAAGAGUCAUGCCAGCAACUCUUUGAAAAAGAAGUUUACUGAAGUCAAUAAAACACAAAGAGACAAAGAAGUACUACUAUCGGAAAUUAUAAUUAGUAUCAAUGAUGCCGUAAACGAGCAGCUGAUUGAGGGUGGUUCUAAUGUUAAUGAUAUCUUCUCUCCUUCCACCAUAUUCCAGAAUUACGAGGAUAUUCCUAUUAUCAGGCUUAAAAGAAAAUGCAGUUCCAUCUAUGACUUUAAUCACAAUAUGUUCUAUCCUUGCGAUACGGUCAUUUGUGAGGAACCAACAUGUGUUCUUUUAUUCCAGGCCUUAGAUUUCUUUCAUAAAUACAGCACUCAAAAGGCUGAACUGAUGGAGCAAAUUGAAAAGCUAGUGAAGUCAGGCAAGAAGGCCAUCAUUAUCUUAAACGAGUACUCUCGCCUUGAAAAAUCAUUAUCGCAUCUUGAGGAUAAGGAUCUAAGAGAUAAGGUUGCAGAGCAAUUAUCUGGUUCUACUAGCCCCAAGCGCCGUACUGCUAAGCAGCAAGAAUUGGAAAAAUUGGGAUUAACAUCUAAAGACUUGGGGAACAUAGUCAAUGAAAUAGUUUUACAUUGGCAGGUCGAGGUAUUCCCGCUAAAUAGCAUAACAGAAUUUAUCACAUGGUUUAAGAACUUGGUUUGGGUUGUGUCUAAAAUCAGGUAUGAUCCAAUGAUGAAGAAUAUAAGUUGGUCACAUAUUAACUUAAAAAUUGGUAAGACACCAACAGAAGUCCUAUCGAAAACGUUGCAACAAAUAAACUCUGUAACAGAGAUAAGGGCUAAUAGAGUUACAAACGUUUACAAAAGCUUUCAGAUGUUACUUGAAGAUCUGAAGAAAGGUUACCUUGUUGCGGGAAAUGAUGAUAACCCUUUAAUGUCCCGUGUAACUGAGAAGGUAGUAAAUAGACUAUUCUUAUCCAAUAACCCUGAUGAAAAAGUAUAUUUUUGA
Eremothecium sinecaudum is the source of this 2136-nucleotide messenger RNA. RefSeq names its product Mms4p (gene MMS4). The transcript has a single exon. The coding region runs from base 1 to 2136 and encodes 711 amino acids. Lineage: Eukaryota; Fungi; Ascomycota; Saccharomycetes; Saccharomycetales; Saccharomycetaceae. Gene Ontology annotation, molecular function: nuclease activity; DNA binding. The record is from RefSeq and is a predicted model, not a curated record.